GGCUGGAGAUCGACAUGGAGCCAAUAAACAAAGAUGCCAAAACCAACCCGGCCGCAACGGCUAAUUUACUUUCACGUAUAUUUUUCUGGUGGUUGAACCCUCUUUUCCAUACUGGAUCUAAGAGAAGACUUGAAGAUGACAUGUUCACGGUGCUUCCAGAGGAUCGCUCCAAGAAACUUGGGGAGGAACUGCAGAGAUACUGGGACCAAGAAGUGAAGAAAGCAACCAAAGAGCUCAGGACACCCAAACUCAGCAAAGCCAUUAUCAGGUGCUACUGGAGGCCUUAUGCAGUACUGGGAGUAUUUACUUUUAUAGAGGUGGCUAUUAAGGUGGUGCAGCCAAUUUUUUUGGGAAAACUCGUGCAGUAUUUCGAGAGCUAUGACCCUGACAACAUGCCUGCGUUAUACGAGGCCUAUGGGUAUGCAGUGGGCGUCUCUCUCUCCACCCUGGCUCUGGCUUUAAUGCACCACCUGUACGUUUACCACGUCCUGAGGGCUGGAAUGAAAAUCCGCAUUGCAAUGUGUCACAUGAUCUACAAGAAGGCGCUUUGUCUUAGUUCCACAGCUAUGGGCCAGACCACCACAGGGCAGAUUGUUAACCUCUUGUCUAAUGAUGUCAGCAAGUUUGAUGAGGUGACCAUUUUUCUGCACUUCCUAUGGGUGGGACCUUUGCAAGCUGCAGCUGUGGUCUGUCUACUUUGGUAUGAAAUCGGACCAUCUUGCCUUGCGGGAAUGGCUGUUUUGCUUUUUCUUAUGCCGCUUCAGACCAUGUUUGGAAAACUGUUUUCAAAGUUCAGGGGUAAGACCGCUGCCUUGACUGACAAUAGGAUAUGCACCAUGAAUGAGGUGGUAUCUGGUAUACGUGUAAUUAAGAUGUAUGCUUGGGAGAAGCCAUUCGCAGCGCUGGUUAAUGAUGUACGAAGGAAGGAGAUCUCAAAAAUCAUGAGUAGCUCAUACCUCCGUGGAUUGAACAUGGCCUCGUUCUUUGCCGCUAGUAAAAUCAUUGUGUUUGUGACGUUCACCAUGUACGUCCUUGUGGGCAAUACCAUUUCAGCCAGUCACGCAUUUGUGGCCGUGUCACUGUACAGUGCUGUCCGCCUCACCGUUACACUGUUCUUUCCUUCUGCUAUUGAAAAAGCAUCAGUGGCUGCCAUCAGCAUCUGCAGGAUCAAGAAGUUCCUCUUACUGGAUGAGUUUGUGAAAAACCACGUUCCACUUUCUCAGGAGGAGGAGGAGAAGAAAGAGGCAUCUGUGGAGAUACAGGACCUCAUAUGCUAUUGGGACAAGACUCUGGAUGCGGCAGCAUUACAAAACGUGUCUUUUACUGUAAAGUCGGGUCAACUUCUGGCUGUUAUUGGUCCUGUGGGGGCUGGCAAGUCCUCUCUGCUCAGUACUGUUCUCGGUGAGCUUCCAGCUGAAAAGGGUGUGGUAAAGAUCAAAGGUGAGCUCACCUAUGCUCCACAGCAGCCCUGGGUUUUUCCAGGCACCGUUCGGAGCAACAUACUGUUCGGGAAGGAGCUGCAGCCCCAGCUAUAUGAGAAGGUCAUCAGAGCCUGUGCAUUAAAGAGGGACAUGGAGCUGCUCCCUGAUGGGGAUCUGACUGUGAUCGGAGACAGAGGAGCAGCUCUCAGUGGAGGCCAGAAAGCUCGAGUCAACCUGGCUAGGGCUGUCUAUCAGGAUGCUGAUAUUUACCUGCUGGAUGAUCCAUUGAGUGCAGUAGAUGCCGAAGUGGGCAGACACCUGUUUGAACAGUGUGUCUGUGGUAUUCUGAAACAUAAGCCCAGGAUCCUGGUUACUCACCAGCUGCAGUACCUGAAGUCUGCAGAUCAGAUCCUGGUUCUGAAGGAGGGUCACAUGGUGGCGCAUGGCACAUACUCUGAGCUGCUGCUUUCAGGAGUGGAUUUCACCUCUCUGUUAAAGAAAGAUGAGGAAGAAGUGGCUGUGGGUGAUAAAGGAGAGGCUCCUCGCUCCCCUCGCAGUCGAACCCUCUCCCAGAACUCUGUCUGCUCACACUCUUCAUCAGUUCUAUCUGUCAAAGAUGAAUCAGAUCAGCUAACGGCAGAGCCUGUUCACACUGUUGCAGAAGAGUCUCGCUCGGAGGGGACCAUCGGCCUCCACAUGUAUUGGAAAUACUUCAGAGCUGGAGCCAGCAUCUUAAUGCUGGUCUUCCUCAUGCUCCUCAGCAUCCUCGCACAGGUUUCUUAUGUCCUUCAGGACUGGUGGCUUGCAUACUGGGCUUCAGAACAGGAGAAGCUGGAGGCCCCUCCAUCGAACAUCACUUUCACCAAUGGCAUCAGUGUUAACACUACUCAAGAACUAAACCUGGACUUCUAUCUCGGUAUCUACGCAGGUUUAACAGGAGCCACCAUUGUCUUUGGUUUUAUGCGUGCUCUGAUUAUGUUUAAUGUGUUUGUGAGCUCGGCCCAGACAUUACACAGCCGCAUGUUUAACUGCAUCCUGAGAACCCCAGUCCGUUUCUUCGAUAUCAACCCUAUUGGAAGAAUUCUCAACCGGUUCUCCAAAGACAUUGGCCAACUCGAUUCUUUACUUCCUUGGGUGUUUGUGGAUUUCAUCCAGGUGUUUCUGCAGAUCUUUGGGGUCAUCGCUGUGGCAGUGUCAGUAAUACCUUGGAUUCUGAUUCCUGUGCUGCCCCUGUUGAUAGGCUUCCUCUUCCUGCGACGCUACUUCCUCCGGACCUCGCGAGACAUCAAGCGCCUUGAAUCCACCACUCGAAGUCCUGUGUUUUCCCAUCUGUCAUCUUCAUUGCAAGGACUGUGGACCAUUCGUGCCUUUAAAGCACAGGAGCGGUUUCAGCAAAUGUUUGAUGCCCAUCAGGAUCUGCACUCAGAGGCCUGGUUCCUGUUCCUGACCACUUCACGCUGGUUGGCUGUGCGUUUGGAUGGAAUGUGUUCAAUUUUUGUGACCAUCACAGCCUUUGGAUGUCUUCUACUAAAAGACAGUAUGGAGGCAGGUGCUGUGGGUUUGGCCUUGUGCUAUGCAGUCACGCUGAUGGGAAUGUUCCAAUGGGGCGUUAGACAGAGUGCCGAGGUGGAGAACUUGAUGACUUCAGUGGAGAGAGUGGUGGAGUACACAGAGCUAGAGAGUGAAGCACCUUGGGAAACCCAAAAACGACCUCCUCCCGACUGGCCAAAUCAGGGCCUGAUAACCUUCGAUCGGGUCAACUUGUCCUACAGUGCCAAUGGACCUGUAGUCCUCAAGAACCUCACAGCAAUGUUCAGAUCCAGAGAGAAAGUCGGAAUUGUAGGACGCACUGGUGCAGGGAAAAGUUCCCUGAUAUCAGCGCUGUUCCGUCUGACGGAGCCAGAAGGGAAGAUCUUCAUAGAUGGUGUGUUGACCUCUGAGAUUGGCCUUCAUGACCUCCGUCAGAAGAUGUCCAUCAUCCCGCAGGAUCCAGUUCUGUUCACUGGAACCAUGAGGAAGAACCUGGACCCCUUCAGCCAGCACUCAGACCAGGACCUGUGGAGCGCUCUGGAGGAGGUCCAGCUGAAGACUGUUGUGGAGGAGCUGCCAAGUAAACUCGAAACAGAACUGGCUGAAUCUGGAUCUAACUUCAGUGUGGGUCAACGGCAACUCGUCUGUCUGGCUAGAGCCAUUCUGAGAAAGAACCGCAUUCUCAUCAUUGAUGAGGCCACGGCAAAUGUGGAUCCUCGGACAGACGAGCUGAUCCAGAAGACCAUCCGUGAGAAGUUUAAGGAGUGCACCGUCCUCACCAUUGCACACCGACUCAACACUAUCGUAAACAGUGACCGUAUCCUGGUUCUUGAUGCAGGUCGCAUCCACGAGUACGAUAAUCCCCAUGUUCUCCUACAGAACCAGAAUGGGAUCUUUUAUAAAAUGGUCCAGCAGACCGGAAAAGCAGAAGCAGCCUCGUUGGUCCAGACCGCCAAACUGGCAUACAUGAACCGCAGUCAAUCCCACCUGCCCAACAGCUUUGCCACCGCGGAAGAUGGCAGUCUGGUGAUCUUUGAGACGGCUCUAUAACAGCCAUGUGGCCACCAAGUGCCUGAUCUACAUGGGGCACAGUUGCUUUCCUUCUGCGCAGGGCAAUAGGACAGAAGUUCUGCCUACCUCCACCCAGACACAAUUGCGAGAUCUCUGCUUGGUCAAACUGAGUGGAUCUGGAGACUUGUACACUUCGUAGACAUGUGCUAAGGCUGAACAUUUACACCAACAAAUCCAGAGAGCAAAGGGUGAUAGCUACAAUCACAAGAGGAGGCACCAAUUAUGCACAAACUUAAUACACCCACAUUCUGAUUUCUCCAGUAAAAUAGUGAAAGACUAGGUAACUAUUAAGAUUACUUGAUUGGGGGGCUUGGGUAGCUCAGCGAGUAUUGACGCUGACUACCACCCCUGGAGUCGGGAGUUCGAAUCCAGGGUGUGCUGAGUGACUCCAGCCAGGUCUCCUAAGCAACCAAAUUGGCCCGGUUGCUAGGGAGGGUAGAGUCACAUUGGGUAACCUCCUUGUGGUCGUGAUUAGUGGUUCUUGCUCUCAGUGGGGCGCGUGGUAAGUUGUGCGUGGAUCGCGGAGAGUAGCAUGAGCCUCCACAUGCUGGGAGUCUAUGCGGUGUCAUGCACAACGAGCCACGUGAUAAGAUGCAUGGAUUGACUGUCUCAGAAGCGUAGGCAACUGAGACUUGUCCUCCACCACCUGGAUUGAGGAGAGUAACCGCGCCACCACGAGGAUCUAGUAAGCAGUGGGAAUUGGGCAUGCCAAAUUGGGGAGAAAAGGGGAUAAAAUAAAAACUUAUUAAAUAAUUACUUGAUUGGAUACUGUAUAUAACUUUUUUUUUUUUAAUACGUGCCUUAAUAUAAAGUGUAGUACCAGGACUGAUAGAUAUACAUAGUCUUUUUGGGCCAAAGAAGUUGCUCAAACUAAACACUAUGCUAUUAGCUACACUUGUAUUUAGUUACACAGGUGCCUUUACUUUAUAAUUUGUGGUUUCACACUCUACAUACACGCAGCUGGAUUCUGACAGCAACACAAGGCCUUAUAAACGUUACGACUGCCUUAAGACAAAUCAUGGUAAUAAGGAAGAUCUCUUUCUGAUUUUUAUUAUUUUUUAUACUCUGACAUUUGCCUUAAUUAUUGAAAUAAUCACAAUCACUUUAGAGAGAGUGUAUAGAAGCAUAUUUGCUGAAAAACAUUUGCUGACUGCAUUGUGUUAAUGCUGCAUUAUAUUGAAUGUGGAAACUUAUACCUCGUCUUGACAUGCAGUUCUUGUGCAGUACAAACAAUAUUGGGCAUUAUAUUUGUGUUUAAUGUAACCUCUACAUGUAAUGCUUUUUUAAAAAAGAUUUUAUUAUCAUAAUUUGUUUGCUAAUUUGGAAAUGUGGGAAGAAAGGGAUGGUUAAUGAAUGCAGUAGAGUUUCUUUCUACUGUUAAUCCGAUUUAUGUCUUAAUGGCUCUUAGGUACACUAUAUUCAUAAAUGAGUGAAAAACAAAAUUUGUCCUUAGUAUGGUUUUUGUUUUGUUUGUUUUUAAAAAUGUGUAUUAUUAAUAAGAUAAUUAUAUGAUUAUCUCACAGUUUAGAGAAUGUUAUCCUAACCAUGUUUUUGUCCCCAACAAAGUGUUUAGACACUUAAAUUGCCUUUAAAAAUGUAGAAAUGUCAUUGUACUAGAAAACAAAACAUAAAACCAAGUGACAUCUGCAAACAAAUGUGCUAGAACAUUUCUCAGAACUAAAUUCACUUAAUGGCACACAUUUGAAAUGCUUCUUGUGCCCAUUGUAUUUUCAUGUAGGUUGAGUAUUGCUGGGAAACCCCCUGUAUUCAAAUAAUCUGGAGAAGAACAACCUCCGGCAUUGAACUUUGUCACUUUACAUCUUUCAUAAUGGUUUAAAGGUUUGGUGCCGGGGGAGAUGGCAGGUAUUUGUUUACAGUCUGUCAUCUGUGUCCCAUGGUGUUUUGAGACCAUUAUGUCAGGGCGUAAAGGAAUUAACCUGAAGGCAAAAUCCUGGAUUGACCGAGAACAAGAGACAAUGUGUUAGGCAAGCAGGCAUCGAAUCGCAGCCUCUUGUCCUCGCCAUUUGUGGCUUUGUCUGUAAUCGUAACCAUCAUCUCUGGAGUGUAAGUGAUACUGUAGGCCUUUCUUCUCCUGGAUGGACAAACAAAAGUAUGAGAUCUUUCCAGUAGAGGAUCCCAUUGUGUUCGGUUCAAAGGUGUGCACAAGAAGGAAUGCUUGCCUUUGCUUUUCCAUUGAAAAAGCACUUUCAAUACACUCUGGUAAUGCACAUAAAAUUGAGAGGAGAUAUGAAAGGAUAGCCAGAUCCAUUAUAAUGAGAGAUAUGUGGUAUGCUUUCCUUGCAGCAAUGAUCAUACCAAAACAAAACACUCAAACUUGGUGAUAAGUAGGCCAGAAUUACUUAACUUUUGUGUAUUAAACUGAUGAUUCUUAUGUCUGUCCUUGUUUUACAUUAGAAGAAUUUACAAUAUCUUAUUAUGUACAGUGGCCCCAAAAUAUUUUUGGACACAUAAGCCACACUUAAAAACUUAUGGCUGAAUAAGUAGGCACAAUUUACAAUAUAUCUGCAAAAUUAAUUUCAAGCAUUUAAGGGUAACACUUUACAUUCAUGUAAUCUUUUUUUAGGUGUUUAUAAAGGGUUUCCUUAAUCACUAAUAUGUAAUGUACAAUGGAAUACAAAUGGAAACUUUCACAUAAUA
Molecule: messenger RNA, 6680 nt
Organism: Myxocyprinus asiaticus (Chinese sucker)
Lineage: Eukaryota; Metazoa; Chordata; Actinopteri; Cypriniformes; Catostomidae
Product: ATP-binding cassette sub-family C member 4-like
Exons: 30
Coding region: 15-4001 (1328 amino acids)
Biological process (GO): transmembrane transport
Cellular component (GO): plasma membrane
Molecular function (GO): ATP hydrolysis activity; ATP binding; ABC-type transporter activity
Source: RefSeq, a predicted model, not a curated record